Messenger RNA from Guillardia theta CCMP2712, 1629 nucleotides. RefSeq lists its product as hypothetical. The coding region runs from base 1 to 1629 and encodes 542 amino acids. Lineage: Eukaryota; Cryptophyceae; Pyrenomonadales; Geminigeraceae. The record is from RefSeq and is a predicted model, not a curated record. The transcript is spliced from 8 exons.
AUGAAUCCAAGGAAGAAGCUGAAGAUGAGCCCGCAGUGGUCGCUCGUCGUUUCGUCAUGCUCUUGCGAGGAAGGCAGAGAAUGCUUCUCUCCAGCAUGCUCCGCAGUGCAGAAGAGUUAUCAUGACAUCAUGAUGCGCUUGGAGGAAGAGGGCGAAAUAUUGCCAGGAACGGAGGAACGACUGGCGAUGAUUCGUUCAGUAUCGAAUAGUGAGAUCGAAAGUGUUGGUGCUGAGGAAAGAGGCGAAAAUGAUAACCAAGAUGAAGUUUCGCCGUCUGGAAGUGAUCUGUUGACAUGCUCCUCGAUCUAUCUGCCAACAGAGCGGCAAGGCGACCCUUUGAAAGCUACUCAAUUUGGCACACAGGGCCUCUCUGGAUUUGAUUGUUGUUCUUCUGCAGCGCAAGGAACUUUUCAAAGUCAACAAAAGAAUGAGAUGUUCAACAAGUCCUUGUUGAGAUCCUGGAUGGACCCGGAGUUAGCAAGGAAGUGCUUGCUUCUUGCGUGGUGGAAUGUACGAAGGCCCCACAGUGCCCAAGAACAGCUUUCGGAGGCAAGGACACAUGGGAGUUACAUGGACAACGAGAUGAACUCAUGUGUGAGACAUCCAGAGCAUGAUGCAAUCUUGAAGGUUUUCAACAUGGGCCAUCGAUUGAUGCUGGCUCUGAACUUCUCGGAGUACAGCCUAUCCUUGUGGGAGUCUUCUGGUAGAAUAUACUACAAUUCGUUGAAUCAGCAUGUCUUGCUGGACUUGUUUGAAAACGAGAUCGAGAUAAAGAUGAAAUCCAUCGGAGGGAAAUACCUUACUCCGGUUGCUGACGUCUUGCAUCGAAUGGCCUAUUCCACAAGAAUCGUAGGGAUCGAUCUGCAGGAUAUUGUAAAACUUGCAACGCAGUGCAACACGCUGGAAGAAUUGCAGGCUUUGCUUCACGAAUCCAAGCUACAUGUUCAAACGAAACAUGAGCAUGACAACUGUAGCUUUGUGGUCGAGCAUGCAUGCGUCAAUCUUGGACAGAAACAAACAGCUUCCGCACUUGUGCCCCCGAUCUGUCCUCGUGAAAAUCGUCGGCGCGGCGCUCACUUUGCCGAUACUCUUGACCUGUGCAUGUUCGCACCAGCCGAUUCCAUUCCGAGACUCCGAGCUGUAGACUACUUCAGCGACGUCGUCUCCAAGACUCCUCAGAUCUGCGGGCAUGCGCUCUCUGUUGAGCGAUGGUUGGACACGAUGCAGGAACGAUGCUGGGCCCACGUGACCGUAAGGCGCCAGAUGGAGGUCGACAUGUACUACCAUGUCUUGGUUGAUUUCAAAAUCUUGCCGAAGGAGAGGUUAAAAAUUGCCAGCCAAGGAAUAUCCAUGCUACUUUUCACGGGGCCAUCACGGUUCUACAAAUCAUUGCUGAUGAAAGAGCGAAAUUUCCCGGUAAAUCUAGAAGAAAUCCUCAAGGGAGCCUGCCCCUCUGGUCCUCGACGUCAGGGCUCGAAUGGCUGUGAAGCGACCGGUGAAAGCUGGUGGAAUGACAUGAGCGAAGGGGAAAUACUCGAGAGCAUGAGUAUCUCGCCAAGGAUGCGAGACCCUGUGCAGCGAAAUGACUUUUGCUUGCCUUUUACUUCCAUCCAAGAGAACCACUUGUGA